Molecule: messenger RNA, 210 nt
Organism: Ostertagia ostertagi
Lineage: Eukaryota; Metazoa; Nematoda; Chromadorea; Rhabditida; Trichostrongylidae
Source: the annotation of a GenBank genome assembly
AUGUGUUUUCUCAACGAAGUUCCUUUCAUGAUCUGUGACUAUGAUCCUUAUGAUUCGCUUCAGACUCGAAUAGAGAAGACCAAUUUUUCUCAAGAACAGAAGAAGAAGAAGAGAAAAAGCCUGAAGAUUCUAGAGGAUAUUGGAGAGCUCGGUGGUCAAAUAGAUGGAGAUGAUGAACAAGGUGCAGGAUUCGUAGCCUGCAGUUGCUAA